GCUCCCGGCGCAACGCCUGGGGCAACCAGUCCUACGCCGAGCUCAUCAGCCAGGCCAUCGAGAGCGCCCCCGAGAAGCGGCUCACGCUGGCGCAGAUCUACGAGUGGAUGGUGCGCUCCGUGCCCUAUUUCAAGGACAAGGGCGACAGCAACAGCUCCGCCGGCUGGAAGAACUCCAUUCGACAUAACCUGUCCCUGCACAGCAAGUUUAUUAAAGUCCAUAAUGAAGCCACAGGGAAGAGCUCCUGGUGGAUGCUCAAUCCUGAGGGUGGUAAAAGUGGAAAAGCACCAAGAAGAAGAGCUGCCUCCAUGGACAACAGCAGCAAACUCGCAAAAGUCAGAGGUAAAGCAUCCAGGAAGAAGCCUCCUCUCCAGUCUGCACCAGAAUCCUCUGCUGACAGUCCUGGCUCCCAAUUUCCCAAGUGGCCUGGGAGCCCGUCCUCAAGAAGCAAUGAGGACUCUGACGUGUGGAACACCUUCCGGCCUCGAACCAGUUCCAAUGCAAGCACCAUCAGUGCCAGGCUUUCUCCUAUCCUGACAGAGCAGGAUGACCUCCAUGAUGAAGAGCUGCUUCCUUCUCUGGUGUACUCCAGUGCAUCCAGCAACGUUCCACCAACUGUGACCGAGGAGCUUGAGCUCAUUGAUGGGUUAAAUUUGAUGUCUCCCAGCUCAUCUGUUCUGUCUACCCAGCAAUCUGCCUCCAGUGGUCAGAUCCAGAGAGAUUCCAGCUUUUCCUUGCAGAGCCCAAAUGCAGCUGGUCAGACUUUUGGCAAUUCCCUGUUUAACCCUGUUGAUAUUUCACUGCAGAGUUCUGUCAGCCAUUUCUCUGCCCCUCAGACCUUGGAAGCUCUCCUGACACCCAGCUCUCCGCCUCCAAGGGAUGUUAUGAUGACUCAGGUGGAUCCAGUUCUCCCACAGACUGGUAACAGGAUGAGCAGCCGAACUCUUCUGCUUCUGGGUGGACAAGCUGCCCAGAGUAAGAUGAGCUCAGGCAAUCCACGAGGAAAGCCUGCAGAGCAGCAGGCAGAACCAGUCGGUGCCAGUGUUUUACCAUCGACGCUUCCCAUAGUCACAUCUCCUCAAAACACUGCCAGCAUCACCAGUUUGAAGGCUCCAGUUUCUGCCCAGCCAGUCCAGCUGGGCAGUCCAGUGCUUCUUUCGUCUGCUAGCCCUGCUCCCUUGGGAUUGAACCAGGACAGGCUGCCCACUGACCUGGACAUUGACAUGUACAUGGAGAACCUUGAAUGUGAUAUGGAUUACAUAAUCAACAGUGAACUCAUGGAUGGAGAAGGACUGGACUUUAAUUUUGAACCCAUUCUGCCUACUCCUAGCUAUCCCAGCACCUCACAGGCCUCCAACCAUACCUGGGUACCAAGUUAACUUCAGGAGCACAAAAAGUGUCCUUCAGGUUUUGAACAUUGGGUUCUGACUUCACUUCCCACCCCAGCAGAGAAGAGAAUGGAGCACGUUGGAUUCAGUUUCCCUGCACAUCAUGCCUUGGGCAGAAGGGGCUGCCCAUCUGGGAAGAAGGGGCAACCUGCAUCUGGCUGCAACAGGAAGAGUUUAAAAAUAAUAA
This is a messenger RNA of Neopelma chrysocephalum (saffron-crested tyrant-manakin), 1575 nucleotides long. It is a transcript of the gene FOXO4, whose product is annotated as forkhead box O4. The record is from RefSeq and is a predicted model, not a curated record. The transcript is spliced from 3 exons. Gene Ontology annotation, molecular function: RNA polymerase II cis-regulatory region sequence-specific DNA binding; DNA-binding transcription factor activity, RNA polymerase II-specific. Gene Ontology annotation, cellular component: nucleus. The coding region runs from base 108 to 1379 and encodes 423 amino acids. Lineage: Eukaryota; Metazoa; Chordata; Aves; Passeriformes; Pipridae. Gene Ontology annotation, biological process: regulation of transcription by RNA polymerase II.